UGCUUUUAGGUGUUUUAGGCUGUGUUGCUUUUCUCAUUUUUUGAGAUCUUUUAGAGUCAAUAGCAAGAUUGGUGCUUUUUCCCAGUUUUGCAGAGAUCAGAGUUUUUGGUGGUUUGAGGUUUAUGUGAUUCCAAAGCUUGGAAUCAUUGAUGGGUUGAUUGCCUUUCCAAAAUUUGGUAUUUAGGAUAGUUCAAGAUAAAUUUUUUUUUUUUGCUUCUGGGGUUGGUGGGAAUAUGAGCUUGCAGCCAUUUUGAAUGUGAUUGUUGCAAUUGUAAAAUGCAUUGCCAUUCCAAUCUGUCUAUUGCUAACUUCAGAUCUGUCAAUGAGAUUAGAGAUGGAGUUCGAGAAAAAUUGCAGAGUGGGUCUGAGUCCCAACACUGUUCUUCCAACUCAUCGGCAUUCUUGUGUUGAAAAGAGGAGCACAAAAGGGAGACCACCACGCCGAGAUGAUCUAUUGAGCAUCAAGGAGGGGUUUGUGGAAAUCAGCUUUCAGCGCUAUCGCAGCACUUCCUGUAAGGCACCAUCUAGACCUGUUGGACAGGAAGGUAACAUUGAUUAUAAGCGAGGUUCUAUAUAUCAAAGCUCCAAGGAGGUUAAGGAAAUUAAGAAAAUGGGCACUGCUGAGGGAAGGAAAAAGAUUGAAAAGUCGUUUAGUAGUGGCUCUUCUUUCUCUGAUAGAAUUGUUGAUACGUCCCGUAGUUCAGGUGAGGAAAGCCAACACAUUAGGGCUUCAGUACUGUCUUUGAAACCUGAAUUGAAUGUACCAUCUCCUGGAAGGCCUCAUGUGGAGUCGUGUUCACUUGAUAGCAUUCUAGAAAUAUGUGUGGAUCCUGAUGACAGGGAAGAGCAAUCAGCUGAAGCUUUAGGAGAAGAUCCAAUGCAUUUGAAUCUAAGAAGUGAUCCGGUUGGUGGACCGUCUAACAAUGGAAAUGAACUUCUUGAACGAGAUGAAGUUCACAAAUUGCACAAGUCAUUCUCUGCUAAGGUGGAAAUGCUUCAUACUCCUUCUCCAUCAGAGAGUGAUCGCUCGUCCAGUGUGAGCUCAAAGACCCGGUUCAACAAUAUAAGAAAGGUGUUUGAUCCAUUUAAGAAGUCCAAGUCAUUGCGAAGUCCAAGUUAUGUUGUGGAUCCUGGGGGAGCCAAAACAACUGGGAUGGCAGACGUGACAAAAGGCAGGAUGCAUCAAAAAUCUUUGUUGCCUGUGUUUUCAAAUAUGGUACAGAAUGCAGGUUGUGAUCCUCUGCGUAUCAACCAAGAUUACCACCAGUCUAGUGUAGCAUCUUCGCCGGUUCACCUACAUGGCCAUAUUAAGUUACUAAAUAAACAUGGGAUGCCAUUUUUUGAGUUCUCAUUGAAGGGAUCAGGGGAUGUCUUCGUGGCCAGGACAUGGAAAGCGGAUAAUGGUUUUAACUGGGUGUAUACCUUUCAUGCCAUUGGUGGUAGAAAGAAGAGCAACGCCAGCAGUGUUGGAUUGCAUGGUAGCGAUAGAGACUCUUCAAUGGUGGGACAAAUGCAAGUUUCUUGUUAUCUAUGUUCAGAACUAAAAGAUGGAGCUUUUGACAAUUCCAUGUUGACUGAGUUUGUUUUGUAUGAUAUUUCUCAUGCAAGGCAAAUUGCAGCAGAAAACGCACACUCUAGUUGUACCCUUGAUGAUGCGAAACAUCCCAAAGGUUCCAAUCAGAGCAUGGAGGGUGCAACUUUAAAGUUGGAAGACGGGUCUUGUCCAAUGAAGGUCAAACCUCAACACAAGGGUAGUGAUUCCAAUUCUUCAGCCUGGCCAUUUGCAGCUUUGCAUCCAGGUCUUGAAAUUGCAGCCAUUGUUAUGCAAGUUCCAUUUGAAAAGAGAGAGAACUUGAAAUACAAGAGAGGGGAUAAGGUAUGUGAUAAAGUACCUGCAAACCUUCUUAAGCUCUCUACGGUCAAACAGAAGAAGGAAGACCCUGAUAGUUGGAACUCAGGAAACUUGAAGGUGAUAAUUCCAUCUGGAAACCAUGGUUUGCCAAGUGCUGAAAGCAAGGGUCCUUCAUCAUUACUAGAUCGAUGGAGAUAUGUUGGUGGUUGUGACUGUGGUGGCUGGGACAUGUUCUGUCCUCUUACUGUGUUAAGUAAUCCCAACAUUCAGUUAGCUGAUAAUCAAUUAUUUGAAGAUAAUCAGCAGCCUUUGGAACUAUUUGUUCAGGGAUCAAAGGAGAAAAAACCAGCAUUGACCAUGACAAUGGUUGAAGAUGGACAGUAUGCAGUUGAUUUUCAUGCACAGUUAUCAACAUUACAAGCAUUCUCUAUGUGUGUUUCCAUUCUGCAUGGUACAGAAACAUCAGCAUCAGUCACUGGGCAGGAAGAAAACAAACAGUUGUCCCAGAACAAUUCUUUGAAAGUGCUUAAAGAGGAAGUGAAGUUCUUAAUUGAAGCAGUCACAGAAGGUGAGAAGAAGAUAGUAGCCAAGAGGGUGAAAAAGAUCCAACCAGCUUGUAUGCUCGAUCCUCCCUUCUCUCCUAUUGCACGAGUAUAGAUUUUGAGCAGCACACUUGGUGUUUCUCCAGUGACCCACAUUGGGAUCAGAUGAUGACCCCAAGGGUAUCAGAAACAGAUGGCUGAGACAAUGCCAGCCGCAAUCAAAACUAUAGUACCACGGCACAAUAGGCAGCUGAGUAAACCAGUAAAAUGGCGGUAUCAAAUCGCAACAGACUUUUUGAAGCUGCAUAACUUGCAAUUGCCUGAGUUUUAUUGCCACAGAAGGCUACAUCAAAUGUGAUGUAUAUUUUGAUUGGUUCGUCGCCGCGGUCUAUAAUCAACUCAUCAACAGAAUACAAUACUGUCCAUAUUGAAACUUGUAGCCUUGUAGGAAGGGAAAAGAAGUAGUUAUGUUAUAUGGGAAGGGGAGAUACAGUUCAUUAUCUUUUGCAUUUUUUGUUAGAUAGGAAAGAGGGGUUGGUAUAUCCCCGAAAUGGUGCCACUCUUAUUUUAUAAUAUGAAGAAGCCAGAAGACAAGCAA
Messenger RNA from Argentina anserina (silverweed cinquefoil), 2992 nucleotides. RefSeq lists its product as uncharacterized. The record is from RefSeq and is a predicted model, not a curated record. NCBI's taxonomy places the organism in Eukaryota, Viridiplantae, Streptophyta, Magnoliopsida, Rosales, Rosaceae. Bases 323 to 2509 code for a protein of 728 amino acids. The transcript has 3 exons.